AUGGCGCCUGAAUUUUAUCCUGCGGAUUUGCCGGCAGGGGCCAAGCUGAUCCGGCAGAAUCAUGUACGAAUUUGGAUCCACAAGGAAGAGCGAGACGUGAGGAAAAUCUAUGGCUAUUUGAAGAGCCCUGACAGGCCAUCAGAAGCCACACUUGAGGCUCGACGCUGUUUCAAACGGGAGCGUAUGAUUCACGAUGCUAUUGAGGAGCGCCCAUGCAAACACCUACUUACGACCGUUCCGGAUUCGCUGCGAAUCUUCGAACAUGGAGAUUAUGUCUAUGGGAUCCUGCGAUUUCCUUACAUGGACUACACGCUUGAAGAGGUAAGAGACAACCCACGGCUUUACUACUCUGCAGCUGAUGUACUCUCUGCCGCCAUGCAACUCACAACCGGUUUGACCCACCUGCACGACAAGUUGAAAAUUAUCCAUCGGGAUUUGAAGCUCCAAAAUGUCUUCUUGGAUCGACACGGCACCGUCAAGAUCGGCGACUUCAACAUCUCGCUCGUCGCGUUCUGGACUGAUCCCGAUAGAUUGACGGGCACCGGGACGACUCAUUGCAUGGAUCCGAGAGCACUGGUGGAUAAAACGGCCGAUUUUGCGUGCGACAUCUGGGGCCUGGCGGUUGCCUUAUGGGAAUUGACGACCCGAGAACAAUGCUUCCGCCACAUUCCGAAGGAAAAGUUUUUCGAGUUUCACCGAAGAAAUGAAUGGGUCGUGCCGCCACUAAACGGGCAGCAUUUCAUCGUUGACUUCAUUAGAGCAUGUUCCGAAGAAGCCUCAUUCCGCCGUAGCGCCGCCGAUCUAUCGAAAAUUAUCAACCAGCACGCCGAAAAGAAUCCGCCGCUCUUCAAGAGGCGAUUUGAUGUUGUCAAUGUGGAAAGCUCCGAGCUUCUGAAACCAAGUGGACUUGAACAUCUAAAGCCUGGCAGCUGCGCAAUUUACGAGUACUUCCGACGGCUCGGCCCUUGUAUGCAGAAUUUGGCCGAGGAAAGCGAUGCUGACGUGGAUGCCAUCGGGGGCAGCGUUCAUACGGGCCUGAGCGACGAGUUGAGCAAAAGCCAAUCCUCAAACGGGACGUUGGAAGCCGAUAUUGAACGGCGCAAGGAAAUACAGACAACCCAAUCGUCCUCAAACUCAACUCUCAGCUCUAUGCACGCGCUACCGGUAGCUGAAGACAAUCACCGAGGGCCAGGCCCGGGUACUUUGGAAGAAGAUCAGGAAGGCUCGACGAUUCUGCAACCUAAUCCAAGUUUUUCAUAUGGCGACCCGGAGUCCGCCGAAUCAACGCUCGUUAGCUCAGAAUGCUCGGAUGACGAGAGCGAAGUAAAUACACUAAUCUCAACUUUCGAAAUUGAAGACGCAGAAGGGUUUACCAACGAACAAACCACACGUAUAGAUCAACAUCCCACAAGUAUGGCGACUCCUCAAAAUAGCGUAAAUCCGGGUGACGCUCUGCUACGGGAUGUGACUUGGCAGCGCCUCACUGCAACAUUGCCGGCAACACAUUCGCAAACUGAGGCUCCUAUUCGCGCUGCAAGGUGUGAGAGUGCGCUUUCUACCUCGAGAAUUGUAGAACGACCUAGCCGAUCUAAGCUUGGCUGCUUAAAAGUAAAUCACAAGGUUGCGAUCGACGUUCCGCCUACUCUUCUACGUUCUGAAGCGGAACCCGGAACCGCAGCUUUGAGUAAUGGAAAUCUCGCUGGCCCACGCCCAAUUCCGCGGUUCUCCAUGGAGGUAGUAACCCCAUUCCAGCCGUGUGUCGAUGUUGAGCAUCGGGAGAACACGGCAAGGCCAUUGGCCGCAAUUUCGGAACAGCAAGUUAGCAGCGGCGUCUAUGAAACAGUUUCUGGCAGGGGCUUGCUCGCGAUUCCCGGUCGGUUCAAGAUUUGGGGCGCUAGGCGUCAUACAACCGAGGGCCGCACC
Mesorhabditis spiculigera is the source of this 1923-nucleotide messenger RNA. The record is from the annotation of a GenBank genome assembly. Lineage: Eukaryota; Metazoa; Nematoda; Chromadorea; Rhabditida; Rhabditidae.